Molecule: messenger RNA, 207 nt
Organism: Plasmopara halstedii
Lineage: Eukaryota; Oomycota; Peronosporomycetes; Peronosporales; Peronosporaceae
Exons: 2
Coding region: 1-207 (68 amino acids)
Source: RefSeq, a predicted model, not a curated record
AUGCCUUAUGAAAAGCACAGGUUCUCAACCGCUGCAGCUUUAAUCAAAGGCGGUACUCGUUUGGAGCGAUUGUUUGUAGGGCAAAAGAAUGAAAAGACUUAUCAAGAACGCAGAACACAGGGUUAUAUUUGUACUUUGCGAAUCAAGGAUCCUAGCCUCUUGGACAAAUUUCGUCAAAAUCAAUGCCAAGCGCAGAUCGCGAUCUGA